AUGGCAGCAGCAGCAGCAUUUGCCAAGGGUUUACUUUCUAGGUUUCCGGCGACGGCGCCGUUGUAUAGGCGGCGGCGGCGGCCAUCAUCAUCAUGGUUUCAAUUCUCUAUAUCAUCCUCUCUAUUUCCAAUUCAUAGAUUCAAUAAUAAUAAUGUCUCUGCACACCUGUCAACCCAAGUUUCAAUCCCUAUAGAUGAUGAUGAUGAUAAUGAUGAGACAUCUCCAACUCCUGAUACAACAAGUCAACUCGAAAUGAUUCGUUUCUCUCUAUUUUCAAAUCAUAGAUUCAAUAAUAAUAAUAAUGUCUUUGCACAUCUGUCAACCCUAGUUUCAAUCCCUAAAAAUGUUGACAAGACAUCUCCAGCUCCUGAUAGAACUAAACAACGACGGAAACCAAUGUGCUUAUAUCACACACAAGGGAAAUGCACAAUGAUGGAUGAUCCACUUCACAUAGAGAAAUUCGAUCACAAUUGUUCUUGGAAAGUUAAACUAGUGGAGGAUGAGAUGAAGAACAUACGCAGUCAGCAGUUAGAUUACUUUCUUGUGCUUAAUUUCGAAGGAAAGGAUGAGAUGCUUGGGUUUCCUGUGCUGAUGAUUGAUGCCAAAACAUUGGAAGUUGUCGAUUUGUUCCACAGAUUUGUUAGACCUUUAGCAAUGACUGAAGAAAGUAUAAAGGAUUGCAGCAUCGAGGGGAAGUAUGGAGCAAAAGUAGGAGGAGUUCAUGGUGUGUGGCAUAAAACAGCAAUCCCAUUUAAGGAAGUAAUUGAACAGUUUGAAGUUUGGAUGGUCCAACAUGGUCUGUGGAAAAGGGAGAUUGGAGGCUGUCUUGAAAGAGCAGCAUUUGUGACUUGCGGGAAUUGGAAUCUGAAUACAAAAAUUCCUCAACAAUGCAAAGUGUCGGGGAUGAAUCUUCCGGAAUAUUUCACGGAGUGGAUAAACUUGAAAGUUAUCUUUCUCUACUUCCAUAAAAUCGAUGGCAUUAGUGGGAAUAUUACUCUGGACCAAAUGAUGAAGAAACUCAGGCUACCAAUGCUGGGAAGUUACUUUCUUGGAAUAGAUAACACUAAAAAUAUAGUUACAGUGCUACAACGGAUGAUCCUAAAUGGAGCUCGAAUACAAAUUACUGCAAGGAGAAAAUCAGACCAACUUCAAAGGGUUGAGUACCCUCAUCCGUCAACCCAAGUUUCAAUCCCUAUAGAUGAUGAGACAUCUCCAACUCCUUAUUAUCUUAAAUGGAGGCCCAUGUGCUUAUAUCACACACAAGGGAAAUGCUCUUUGAUUGAUGAUCCACUCCACAUAAAGAAGUUUGAUGAUCACAAACGUUCUUGGAAACUUGAACAAGUGAAGGUGGAGGCUGAGCUGAAGAACAUACGCAGUCAGCAGUUUGAUUACUUUCUUGUGCUUGAUUUUGAAGGAAAGCAUGAGAUUCAUGAGUUUCCUGUGAUGAUGAUUGAUGCCAAAACAUUGGAAAUUGUCGAUUUGUACCACAGAUUUGUUAGACCUUUAGCAAUGACUGAAGAAAGUAUAAAGGAUUGCAGCAUCGAGGGGAAGUAUGGAGCAAAAGUAGGAGGAGUUCAUGGUGUGUGGCAUAAAACAGCAAUCCCAUUUAAGGAAGUAAUUGAACAGUUUGAAGUUUGGAUGGUCCAACAUGGUCUGUGGAAAAGGGAGAUUGGAGGCUGUCUUGAAAGAGCAGCAUUUGUGACUUGCGGGAAUUGGGAUCUGAAGACAAAAGUUCCUCAACAAUGCAAAGUAUUGGAGAUGAAGCUUCCAGAAUAUUUCAUGGAGUGGAUAAACUUGAAAGACGUCUUUCUCAACUUCUAUAAACGCAGAGCUCCUGGAAUGGUCACAAUGAUGAAGGAACUCGAGUUACCAUUGAUGGGAAGUCAUCAUCUUGGAAUAGAUGACACUAAAAAUAUAGCGAAAGUGCUACAACACAUGCUCAUAGAUGGAGCUCUAAUACAGAUUACCGCAAGGAGAAAUUCAGACGAUCUUGACAACGUUGAGUUCCUUUUCAAGAACCGCAUCAGGUAGUUCUUUUCGAUGUUCAAACAUUGGGUUUUGAUAUUAACUGUAUAUGAAACUGUGUUAGCUUUCAAUUUAUACUUGGGCCAAUUUCAUGAGGAAUUGCAAUUUCCUUGUUAUGUUUAUUUUCUUCUGCA
Molecule: messenger RNA, 2159 nt
Organism: Impatiens glandulifera
Lineage: Eukaryota; Viridiplantae; Streptophyta; Magnoliopsida; Ericales; Balsaminaceae
Exons: 11
Coding region: 1-2031 (676 amino acids)
Biological process (GO): exonucleolytic trimming to generate mature 3'-end of 5.8S rRNA from tricistronic rRNA transcript (SSU-rRNA, 5.8S rRNA, LSU-rRNA)
Molecular function (GO): nucleic acid binding; 3'-5'-RNA exonuclease activity
Source: RefSeq, a predicted model, not a curated record